Messenger RNA from Phytophthora nicotianae INRA-310, 186 nucleotides. RefSeq lists its product as hypothetical. The record is from RefSeq and is a predicted model, not a curated record. Bases 1 to 186 code for a protein of 61 amino acids. The transcript has 2 exons. NCBI's taxonomy places the organism in Eukaryota, Oomycota, Peronosporomycetes, Peronosporales, Peronosporaceae.
AUGCUUUGGAGCGCGGGCAAGUGGAAGCUUUCAAAUGGCUGUUGCAUCAACCCCACUCGAAGGAUCUUGCGUAUCGUGCUGCCCGUCACGAUCACAUUGGUUGGCAAUAAUCAUCCAGAGGUGGUGAAAUGGUAUGGGGAUCACUUCGGCAACCCGCGCAAGCGCAAGUACGCCAAACUUUGUUAA